Molecule: messenger RNA, 1309 nt
Organism: Eimeria acervulina
Lineage: Eukaryota; Apicomplexa; Conoidasida; Eucoccidiorida; Eimeriidae
Exons: 2
Cellular component (GO): intracellular anatomical structure
Molecular function (GO): RNA binding
Source: RefSeq, a predicted model, not a curated record
AUGUUGGAGGAGGAAGCCAAACAGAGAGAGGCCCCUUGCAAGAAGAAGAGGAGACACAAGGGCCUCGAUUGCUGCGGCAGCGACACCACUCCUGCAGCAGCAGCAGGAGCAGCAGCAACAGCAACAGCAGCAGCAGAGGCAGCAGAAGCAGGAGAAGCACCAGCAAGAGCAAAACGCGGUACAGAGUCUUCGCGCUCAGCUGCAGCAGAAGGAGCAGCAGCAGCAGGAGCAGCAGAAACAGACGCAGCAGCAGCAGCAGCUGCAGCAGCAGCAGCAGAUCCUCAGCAGUCUAAAUGUGCAGGAUACCCCCAACGGAAGCGGAAGGAGAUCAGCAACAGCAACAGGGGCAGCAUCACUACCAGCAGCAGCAGCAGCAGCAGCAGCAGCAGCAGCAGCAGCAGCAAGACUGAUUCUAAAUCUUCUUUCGGCUUUUCUAAAGGCGGCAGCAUAUCACUACCUCAUUCUUCAGAAGGGGGCCCCUCCUCUGCUGCUGCAACUGGGGCCCCCCCUAAAGCUAAUGGGGGCCCCCAUAGGGCCAAUGGGGGCCCCCCUAGAGGUCAUGGGGGCCCCCCUAAAGGUCAUGGGGGCCCUUAUAAAGGUAAAGGGGGCCCCUCUACGGACCAAGGGGGCCCCCCAGCAGCAAGAUGGGGGCCUCCUUCAUCCCGAAGAGGGGGCCCCCUUCCUGCUGCAGUUGGGGGCCCCCAAGCUGCUCGCACAUUUCGUCCUUCUAUAGGAGUUGAAGGAAAGAAAGAAGGUGCUGCAGCAGCAGCAGCAGCAGCAGCAGCAGCAGCACCAGCAGAAAGAGCAGCACCAGCCGGAGCACCAGCAGCAGCAGGAGCAGCAGCAGGAGCAGCAGAUAAGAAGGGUUUGGGUUUAAGAGACGAAGAGAUGCUGCCUGUGCUACGUUAUCAAGGUUUGCUUCGUGCUGCAGUAGACGAGAAGCAAAUAAUAAUAGUUGUUGGGGAGACAGGCUCAGGAAAGACAACUCAGAUCCCUCAGUUGCUGCUGCGCUGGGGUGUAUGUACACCGGGGACGUGUAUAGUAAUAUCACAGCCUCGGCGAGUUGCUGCUGUCUCUCUUGCUGCUCGUGUUGCUGCUGAGAUGGGUGAAGCAGCAGUAGGAGGAGUUGUGGGGUUUAACGCAGCAAUGCUGACGGUGCUGCAGAUACACCUGGGGAGUGCUGACGGAGACAUUUUGGUGUUCCUCCCGGGGCAGGAGGAGAUAGAAAGUUUAGAGGCUUUGCUUCGCCUGAAGCUGCAGCAGCUAGAGGCCUUUGUGCAGCAGCACCACAAGCAGCAGCAGCAGCAGC